ACUACGAGUUAGUAAUAAAAUUAUACAGUAUUACAGUGCUAUCUACAAUCUACAAAGACUUCCGAUUAAUUAUUGUUGUUUGCAUCGGACCAAUCAGAGCUUCCAACGAACAAACCAUGAUCAUCACUUCCUGUUGAGACUUGGUGUGUUGGUGCCAGUGCUGGCCUUGUUCCUGUCUUCAGCAAGUAACGAAAUGUCAAUUUCUCUCUAAUUUCUGAUACAACACAGAGUUGCAACGACAAUGGCUUCCCACCGCUAUGAAGCUUGUCGCCUGACUAUAGCCCUUUUUGUGUACUUGUUUCAAAUUCCGAACGCUAACGGAGAGAACAGUGAGAGUACGACGUCGCUUUCGGAUGACAACUAUGUUACUAAAUUGAGAUCUGAUGGAAGGUUACUCUCAAGAGAUAUACGUCAAACUAGUGGCAUUGAAGUUGCCGAGUGUGUAGAUGCUUUUGACAGUUGCGACAGCAUAUCAACGCGUUGUCUUAAUGUAAGUGGGCAAGUUGAAUGUCUGUGUCGAAACGGAUUUCAACCGACUGGCAACCCAAGGCAAUGUCAAGAUAUCAAUGAGUGUGAUAAUGCUAUUUGUCGUGGCGAAUCCGUAUGUCAGAAUCUGGUGGGCUCCUAUAAAUGUGUCUGUGAUCCUGGACUUCAUAUUGUGUCAGGAAAGUGUAGAGAUAUCAAUGAGUGCAAGACAAACCUUCACAAAUGUGGACCUAAUGCUCAAUGUAAAAAUUUGCACGGAUCGUAUCGUUGUAAGUGCCCCAAGGGAUAUCUGAGUAACAGGACACACUGCUUGGAUGUCAAUGAGUGCUUCGAGGGCAUUCAUGCAUGUCACAAGUAUGCACAGUGUAUCAACACUGUUGGGUCGUACAUAUGUGAAUGUGCUAGUGGGUUUUUUGGCAAUGGAAACAAAUGCACUGAUAUUGAUGAAUGUAAGUUUGCUAAUGGAGGCUGUGCUCAAGUGUGCAGUAACACCAUUGGUAGUUUCCAGUGUAAGUGCCGAGUUGGAUAUCAACUUAUUGGAAACAAGGAAGAUUGUGAAGAUCUUGAUGAGUGUGAAGUGAACAAUGGUGGUUGUGUUCAUGAUUGCGUUAACACCGAGGGCAGCUUCUAUUGCACAUGCAGAAACGGUUUUGUUCUUCAUGGCAAUAAUCUUCGAUGUAAAGAUAUAGAUGAAUGUCGUGUGGAUAAUGGUGGAUGUCAACAUGUCUGUGAGAAUGUGGAGGGAUCAUUUAUAUGUCAUUGCAAUGGACAGUCGUAUCUUGGACCGGAUGGGACAAGUUGUCUUCGUGCUGCAAACUGCUCACAGAAUAAUGGCGGUUGUGCUCACAACUGCAGCAUGAGCAACUCACUGCAUCGAAUUGAAUGUAGCUGCCGUCCAGGGUACAAGCUGCUGGAUAAUCAGUUAGACUGUGUGGACAUCAAUGAAUGUGAGUUUGCUAAGGGCGGGUGCGAGCAAGUUUGUGUCAAUACGGAAGGAGGAUUCACAUGCACAUGCAGUCCAGGGUAUUCUCAGUUGGGAUCGGGAUCUCAAAUAUGUCUACCCGUUUGUACCAAUCCAAGAUGCAAGAAUGGAGGAACAUGUGUAGCACCCAACGUUUGCAACUGCCCUCCUGGUUAUCCAAGCAAAGACUGCUCUCCUUUAUGUUCUCCACCUUGUUCAAAUGGUGGCACAUGCAUUCGACCAAAUGAAUGCCGAUGCCCUCCAGGUUAUGAUGGUGUUGGCUGUCUCUCUCCUGUUUGUAAUCCAACUUGUCUUAAUGGUGGACAGUGUAUUGGACCUAACAAGUGCAGUUGUCCAGCAUCGUACAAAGGCGACAUCUGUGAUAAGCCUCAUUGUCAGAAUCCAUGUCUCAAUAAUGGCACGUGUCACAGACCCAACUUGUGUCUUUGCCCGCUGGGCUACACGGGCCCAACUUGUCAGCAUCCACCACCAUACUGCGAUAAACCAUGUCAAAAUGGUGGCACAUGUGUCGUGACUCCAAGAAGAAACUACUGUAAUUGUCUCAAGGGAUACUACGGGCUUGCUUGUGAAUCAGUAUUUGAAGAUGUGGAAUGCUUUCCUAAAUGUAGCCAAGGUGGAACUUGUUUGCCUGGCAAUCGCUGUCUAUGUCAGGUGGGUACUGCAGGUCCACGGUGUGAGGAAAGGGUGUGCGGUUUGGUCUCUUAUAAAGCCAUUACUCGAACCACGAGGCGGACGUCAACAACACAAUAUUACUUUACUUUCUGUCGUAUACCUGGCACUCUGAUUCCAAGUCCUUGUUCAUUAUCUCGAACUGUUUACAGUCUUGUGCCAGUGACACUGUAUCGAGUGAGCUACAGAUUCGAUUGUGAGAAGUGACUGUUGAGGUUCGGUUCGAUACAUGUGGGAUUGAAAUGUGUACGUGUUGUGCACAUUGCACAACUAAACUAAAUUAACUAACCAGAUUCACAUUGUAUAACUAAUAAAUAUGCACUGAUUAGA
Messenger RNA from Corticium candelabrum, 2467 nucleotides. RefSeq names its product neurogenic locus notch homolog protein 1-like. The record is from RefSeq and is a predicted model, not a curated record. The transcript has 22 exons. Lineage: Eukaryota; Metazoa; Porifera; Homoscleromorpha; Homosclerophorida; Plakinidae. Bases 242 to 2344 code for a protein of 700 amino acids. Gene Ontology annotation, molecular function: calcium ion binding.